Molecule: messenger RNA, 2779 nt
Organism: Ricinus communis (castor bean)
Lineage: Eukaryota; Viridiplantae; Streptophyta; Magnoliopsida; Malpighiales; Euphorbiaceae
Product: DEAD-box ATP-dependent RNA helicase 50
Exons: 7
Coding region: 492-2435 (647 amino acids)
Molecular function (GO): ATP binding; nucleic acid binding; RNA helicase activity
Source: RefSeq, a predicted model, not a curated record
AUUUAAAAGCUAAAACUCACUGUGCUUAGCAUUAGAAUCAGCCGAAUGCCAUGCCUUCUCUUAAGGUGAAACGGUACUCGGGCAUUUUCCAACAAGGUAAAGAUGAUCCUCUUUGAUAAUUUCGACUUACAUUCCAGGUGAUUUAUUUAUUUAUUCUUUUAAAAAAGCCAUUUCAGCAGAAAUGAGCUGCAAUAUGCAAACUUGCAGUACAAAUGGAAUGAUUAAAAACUUAACUUAGAAAUAAAUUUUUUCUGCUUGAAUCAAAGGGAUAUAAAUCAAAGAAACUUCCAACCAGAUGAAGUAAAAAGAAAAGAAAGAAAAAGUAAAUUUGGGUAAUGAGAGAGAGACAAAAAGAAAAAGAAAAAGAAAUAUCAAAGCAAGCAGCAGAUAUUAUCCUAACAAGUAGAGUGUAGAGUAUAUAGAGACGAAGAAAAACUAAACAAAGAAAAAAAUUGGAGAGGAAGGAAAAGAGCAUACAUAGAAUAGCAGAGAUGUUGGGAAUCGGUGGUAUCACUGCUCCUCAUCCUCAUCCUCUUAUAAGCCUAAGCCUGAGGUCUCAAACCCACCGAUGUGUCCUCUUGAAUUUUGGUUUCAAAAGUAGUAAAUGGGUUUUUGCUGCCCAUAGCUGGACUCACGACGACGACGGAAACGACGAUUCCGACCAGGAUAACACUUCAGUUAUUCCACUUACUGCCGCUUCUCCAACCCCAUCUACUAUGGGAGCAUUUGGGAAACUGAAAGCACAAAAGCUAAAAGUGCUCAUGAGAAGAGCUGAAUCCAUGAAACAAAAGGUCACAAAAAAUGUGCAUGUACCGCCCAGAGCUGAUCCACAUUUUCACGACUCUGUCAUCUCAGAUACCAACUCAAAUUCAACAGCUUCUGUAACUCAAGGUUCUGCAGAGACAAUAGUAACCAGGGCAGGAAAGGACAUUAAGAGCUUCAGUUCCAGUGUUAAACAUGACAAACAUCAGAUGUCAGAUCAUGUUUUCAGAAGAUCUGGAGCAGAAGGUUCAGCUCCUGCCACUUCUUCUUACUUCAGCGGGUGGGCUAAUGUAGGUCUCACUACAAAGUCAAUACAUCGACAACAUAAAUUUUCUGCUGAGAAUGACUUCUUUAGUAGAAAAUCCUUUAGGGAUUUGGGUUGCAGUGAAUUUAUGAUUGAAUCUUUAAAGGGGCAGGGUUUCCUACGCCCUUCGCCGAUCCAGGCCAUGUCAUUUACACCUGUAAUUGAGGGGAAGAGCUGUGUCAUAGCAGAUCAAAGUGGAUCAGGAAAGACAUUAGCAUAUCUUGUUCCUAUAAUACAGCGGUUAAGGCUGGAAGAACUCCAAGGACUUGGUGAAUCCUUUCCACAAAGUCCUCAAAUACUUAUAAUGGUGCCCACUGCUGAGCUGGCUUCUCAGGUUUUGUACAAUUGCCGAUCAAUGUCAAAAUUUGGGGUGCCAUUUCGGUCUAUGGCCGUGACCGGGGGAUUUUCCCAGAGAACUCAGCUGGAAAAUCUAGAACAAGGUGUUAAUGUUCUAAUUGCAACACCUGGUCGUUUCAUGUUCCUAGUUAAAGAAGGAUUCUUGAAGUUAUCAAAUCUGAAAUGUGCUGUGUUGGAUGAGGUAGAUGUACUUUUUAAUGAUGAAGAGUUUGAGGUUGCACUGAAAAGCUUAAUGAAUGCUUCACCAGUUCGCUCACAAUAUCUAUUCGUAACUGCAACUUUACCAGUAGGUGUAUACAACAAGCUUAUUGAGAUCUUUCCUGAUUGUGGAGUGGUCAUGGGACCUGGUAUGCAUCGUACAAGUGCAAGGCUUGAAGAGGUUCUUGUAGACUGCAGUGGAGAAAUUGGAGCAGAUAGGACUCCAGAAACGGCAUUUCUCAAUAAGAAAUCUGCUCUUCUGCAGGUAGUAGAGCAAAGACCUGUUUUGAAGUCGAUUGUUUUUUGUAAUAAGGUAAGUAGAGCACCAUGUGAAUGGUACUUAAAUACUUUUAAUUUACUUGUUGGAACUAUUACACAUCACAUUUUGCCUCCUAAACAGAUCGAGACAUGCAGAAAAGUAGAGAAUGUAUUAAAACGUUUUGAUAGAAAAGGAACACGUAUUCGAGUUCUUCCAUUCCAUUCUGCCAUGGCACAAGAAUCACGGCUUGCAAACAUGAAGGAGUUCACAAAACCUCAUUCUGGAAAGUACUCACUAUUUUUGGUUUGCACUGAUAGAGCAUCACGUGGAAUUGAUUUUGUUGGUGUGGAUCAUGUUAUACUCUUUGACUUUCCACGUGAUCCAAGUGAAUAUGUGCGGCGUGUAGGAAGAACUGCCAGAGGUGCGAAUGGGAAGGGCAAGGCAUUUAUCUUUGUGGUUGGAAAACAAGUUUCCCUUGCACAAAAGAUAAUGGAGAGAAAUCAAAAAGGUCACCCACUGCAUGAUGUGCCAUCGGCAUAUGAGCUUAUGAGUUAAAAAUUUGCAUGUUUGAACAAAAAAGUGAAUGAUCGAUUGGCUAAGAUGUUAAAUGAUGAGCAUUUUUAGCUAUCACCUUUGCGCCUGCCGAUGCAUGUUGUCGAUUAUUCAAUGCAUGGCAUACAAAAUGCUGAAAGUUACCAGUAGAUUCAGUAAAUUCUGCGAUGACCAAAUUAUGCUGCAAGUUUAAUAUUGCCUUCCUCGCUUAGUUUCUAUGGGAUAAGCACGACCGAAUUCUCUAGUGGGAUACACUCGAUAAACCUGAUGAUAGAUUACUGGUGUUGAAGAUGUUUGAAAGUUGCAAAACUUUAGUUCUUUUAUCCAUUUUCCUUUGAUACACACAA